This is a messenger RNA of Actinia tenebrosa (Australian red waratah sea anemone), 1997 nucleotides long. RefSeq names its product deoxynucleoside triphosphate triphosphohydrolase SAMHD1-like. NCBI's taxonomy places the organism in Eukaryota, Metazoa, Cnidaria, Anthozoa, Actiniaria, Actiniidae. Gene Ontology annotation, molecular function: dGTPase activity. Gene Ontology annotation, biological process: dGTP catabolic process. The record is from RefSeq and is a predicted model, not a curated record. Gene Ontology annotation, cellular component: nucleus.
AUGACGAACGAGCGAAAACAGUACUUGUUUUGUUCCUAUGAAAACGAUGUAACUGGAGAAGUUCUUCCAACAUUAAAUAGGUCAUCAUUGCAAGAAUUUGGAAUAAGGGACGAAGAAAAGAUCUCGAGAAUUGUGGCUUUACUUGGACUAUUUAAUAAGCCAUCUACGUCAAUAUCACAGUCAGUUAAGCGUUAUCAUAAGGUUUUUAAUGAUCCAGUUCAUGGUCACAUUGAAGUGCAUCCACUCUGCAUCAAGAUCAUCGACACACCACAGUUCCAAAGAUUAAGGAACAUUAAACAACUAGGUGGAUGCUAUUUUGUUUUCCCCGGUGCUGCUCACAAUAGAUUUGAACAUUCAAUAGGGACGUCAUAUCUAGCUGGAAAGCUUGUAAAGAGCCUUCAGAAAAGACAGCAAGAAUUGGAUAUAAAAGAAAAAGAUGUUCUGAGUGUUAUAAUUGCAGGACUUUGUCAUGAUUUAGGACAUGGACCAUUUUCGCACAUGUUCGAUGGGCAGUUUAUUCCAGCUGCAAGACCUGAAAUCCACUGGAAGCACGAAGAGGCAAGUGUGCAAAUGUUCGAUUAUCUUGUGGACUCCAACAACUUGAAACAAGAAUUCGUGAAGUAUGAUCUAGAUCAGCAGGAUCUGACAUUCAUUAAAGAGCUGAUUGCUGGCCCACGUGGUGAUACUCCAGCAAGAACUCAGGACUGGCCUUACUUCGGUAGAGAAAAGUGCAAGAGCUAUUUAUAUGAGAUUGUGGCCAACAAGAGGACAGGCAUUGAUGUUGAUAAGUGGGACUACUUUGCUCGCGACUGUCAUAACCUCGGCAUCAAAAACUCUUUUGAUCACAAGAGAUUUAUCAAGAUGGCUCGAGUUAUCAACGUAGAAAACAAGUUACAGAUCUGUGUACGAGACAAGGAAGCUGGCAACAUCUACGAUAUGUUCCACACACGGUUCUGUCUGUUUAUACGAGCUUAUCAACACAAGACAUCCAACAUUAUUGAAACCAUGAUGACCGAAGCCUUAUUGAAAGCAAAUCCGUAUCUUCUAUUUGAGGGAAAAGACGGAAAAAAGCUGAAGAUGUCUGAAGCGAUAGACGACAUGGUGGCUUAUUCCAAGGUAACAGACCAAGUCUACUACCAAAUACUUCAUGGCAGUGAUUCACGACUAGAAGAGGCUAAGAAGAUUUUACAGUUAGUUGAAUGUCGAUCGUUAUACAAGUGUAUAGGACAAACCAUCUUGAAAAAGCCGAGAGAAAAAGAAGAGGCACACGAUAUUUCUAAAGACAUCGCUGACAGCGUACCUCCUGACAUGGCAAGUGGUACACAACUGGAACCAGAAGACAUUAUUGUUCAUUUGAUUACAUUCGAUUAUGGCAUGAAAAACCAGAAUCCAAUCGAUAAUUUGCGGUUUUACACAAAGGAAAAUCCUUCCCAGGCUAUGAGAUUCAGAAAAGAUCAGGUUUCUCGGCUCCUACCCGAGUCUUUUGCCGAACAACACAUGAGAAUCUACUGUCGCAAAAGGGACGAAGACAGUAUAGAGAAAGCGAAAGCAGCGUUCUUCCAAUGGACUCUCGGUCAAGAGUGCACUACGCCCAAGUUUGGUGAUUCCGUUGCCGAACUAACGCCAAUGAAGUCUACGACUGCUGACGGCCAGAGCGGAGGAGUCGCACAGAAGUUACAAUUCAAUGACGAAAUUGAGUUCUUUUAGAGAACCUGUUCUAAAUAUUUUAAAUAAUACAAUUCAGAAUAAACUCGAAGAAGGAAUGAAUUAGUUUUUAGUGCUUGUCAAGAGUAAUCUUCGUCGUGGCGAAGUAGGUCUUGAUAGAUGUCAAUCAAGACGUUUCUAUGACAUUCCCGUAGUCACGUGCACUUGAAAAAUGCCAUGGAAAUCUUUGAUUGACGUCUACCAAAACACUUUUUAUAAUCUAGAAUGAUCUAAAAUGAGAUACACCUACUUGCAAGAACGUUGUCAUGCGAUAUUAGAAGAUUAGUAAUUUA